This is a messenger RNA of Oncorhynchus keta (chum salmon), 2711 nucleotides long. Its product is annotated as NADPH oxidase 4. Gene Ontology annotation, cellular component: NADPH oxidase complex; plasma membrane. NCBI's taxonomy places the organism in Eukaryota, Metazoa, Chordata, Actinopteri, Salmoniformes, Salmonidae. Gene Ontology annotation, biological process: superoxide anion generation; defense response. The record is from RefSeq and is a predicted model, not a curated record. The coding region runs from base 345 to 1859 and encodes 504 amino acids. The transcript is spliced from 17 exons. Gene Ontology annotation, molecular function: superoxide-generating NAD(P)H oxidase activity.
AACUACCCACACGACCAUGGAGUGCCGUGGCGCCCUCACCCGUUAGAAAAAGAGAAAGACGGGUGAGAGAGAGAGAGAGAGAGAGAGAGAGAGAGAGAGGAGGAGAAAACGACCAGCCGGUUCGCCGGUGCUAAAACACUCCACGCUGUGCACAAGGACACCGGGACAGAAAUGCCCCCCAAAGACAUGCGAGACAUUAGAGUGCCAGUUUAUCGGGAGUGAUCCGCAAAGAGACGGGUUUGUGUCACUCACUGGUAGGAGGAGAUUCGGAGUCAAACAAAAGCGAUUGAUUUUCCAUAAGCUCCCAAACUGGAAAACUUUGCGGCGGUCGGUGAGGCUGAAACAUGGCUUUGUCAGCGCGGAGUUGGGUCGCGAACGAGGGAGGAAAACACCUGGUUCUGGUGCUGUGGCUGGGUGCUAACACCUUGGUGUUUAUGAGGACGUUCCUAUUGUACUACUGUGGGCAGCAGUACCACUACCUCCAUCAGAUGCUCGGGCUAGGGCUGUGUAUCAGCAGGGCGUCUGCAUCAGUACUCAAUCUGAACUGCAGUCUGGUGCUGCUGCCUAUGUGUCGCUCUCUACUCACCUACCUCAGAGGAACACACACGGUGACAAGCAGAAAGGCCCGCAGGCUUCUGGACAAGAGUAAGACCUUCCAUGUGGCGUGUGGAGUAGCCAUUUGUGUAUUUUCCGUUGUGCACGUAUCAGCUCAUCUGGUCAACGUGGUCAACUUCAGCGUCGGGUACUCAGAAGAGUUCCCUUCUCUCAACGUUGCUCGCUACAGGGGAGAGGACCCCAGACUCAUCAUUCUGACUACAGUCCCGGGGAUCACUGGUAUCCUAUUGGUCCUCAUCCUCUUCCUGAUGUUCACUGCCUCUUCCUACUGCAUCAGGGUGUCCAACUAUGAGAUAUUCUGGUACACCCACAACCUCUUCAUAGUGUUCUACAUCAUACUGAUUGUGCAUGUGGUCGGUGGUGCUCUGAAGUACCAGACCAACUUUGAGGCCCACCCCCCUGGCUGCCUCAGAGCCAAUCAGACUAACCCGGACAAGACGGAGGAGGAGUCAGGACAGGCUGAAGGAGAUGGAUGGAGCUGCAGGGAGGAGGCUCGGUUCCAACCCAACUCACCUGAGUACAUUGUACUAAACUGUCCCAGUGUGUCAUCAUUUGAAAACCAUCCCUUCACUCUGACUGCGUGUCCCACGGAGAAGAAAGAAACUUUAGGAAUACAUCUCAGAGUGGUGGGAGACUGGACUGAACGUUUUACAGAGCUAUUGCUUCCUGAUCCGGGAGCCGAGUCAGAGAUCCUACCCAUGGUGCAACAGAGGAGAUACCCAAAGCUGUAUGUGGAUGGUCCGUUUGGCAGUUCGUCACAGGAGGUAUUUAACUACGAGGUCAGUCUGUGUGUGGCGGGUGGGAUCGGAGUCACACCAUUCGCCUGCGUUCUGCACGCCCUGCUGGAUGGCUGGAGGCAUUUCCGUCUCAGGAGGCUGUACUUUGUGUGGGUGUGCAGGGAGCUGCAGUCCUUCUACUGGUUCGCUGAGCUGCUGUGUGCCUUACAUCACAAGCUGUGGAAGGAAAACAGACCUGACUAUCUGAACCUACAGCUCUUCGUCAGCCAGACAGAUGGACUUCAGAACAUCUCUGAGGAGAGGUACCGCCCCCUGAGUUCCCGGCUGAUGAUUGGCCGACCGAGGUGGAAGUUGCUCUUUGAGGAGAUUGGGAGGACCAAUAAGCAUAAGCGGGUGGGGGUGUUCUGCUGUGGGCCUAAAGGCAUCUCCAGGACUCUGCACAGACUGUGUAACUCAGACCGCUAUUCAGGAACCACGUUUGAGUUCAACAAAGAGUCCUUCAGCUGAGACCAGAUCCCCCUCACCGUGACCCCUAACCAUAGGCUCUGACCCCUGACCCCAGACUCACAUUGAGACAGGUGACUUGAACCUACCAUGAAGUGACUCACUGGUUCUCCUUCCAUCAGAGAGAAGCAUCUCACACUCACUGGUGUUGAGUGACGUCAUCAGCGGGCAACUGGGACUUGUUCACGAACCAAGAAGAACUGGUUGUAAGCCACCAUUUUGAGAAAACACUGCCAUAUUGCUUGCCUCACACAAACGCAGCCCUUUCGAAUGGUGGAGAAGUGUCAUGGGGUAGGGCCGAGGGGUUGAUUUGGGAUGGGGUUACCCUUUCUGUGUGGGGGCAUCAGGGCCUAGGGACAACCCUUUGCCACUCUGUAAGGGACUGUACAGGAAUUAGUAGUUAGCUCUGGACUACAGAGAGAUGCUGUACAACAACCUGAUGUCUGUUAUCACUUUCACUACCCUUCCUUCCUUCCUUCCUUCCUUCCUUCCUGUAAAUCAUUUAAACUUUAAAUCCUCUAUGUAUUCAAAUGGAGUCAAAGCAAACUCAACCACUCCUGGUGCCAGUAUUUUAGUAAUUGUUUUAUAUUUCAAUUAUUUAUAUUGUUUAAAGUUACUAGAUGUACUUUUCUCUCAUAGUGUUUCACCAUUUCUUCGUAUGUGUCCCAUUGAAGACUGAACAACAAAACAGCUUUACACUUUACCAAAACAUGCAUAUUUACCAUUGAUUAAGUAUUGAAGAAAUAUAUACAGUAUAUAUAUUUAAUUGUUUCUGAAUAAUGUUUUUUUGGAUGUUGGAUUGUUUUGAUGAGAGCAAAGCACAACCCUAAUUAAAAUAGGUUUUAUACAGAUCUA